AUGGCUCGGAGGAUGAGCAUCGACGAGCUGGAGGACCAGCUCCUCUGUCCCAUCUGCCUGGAGGUCUUCAAGGAGCCCCUGAUGCUGCAGUGUGGGCAUUCGUACUGCAAGUCCUGCGUGGUGUCACUCUCUGGAGAGCUGGACGGGCAGUUCCUGUGCCCCGUGUGCCGCCAAACUGUGGACUGCAGCGCCUCGCCACCCAACGUCACGCUGGCCCGCGUCAUCGAGGCGCUGCAGAGCCGGGGUGAGGCAGAGCCCGCCCCAGAGUCCUGCCCGACGCACCACAACCCCCUCAGCCUCUUCUGCGAGGCCGACCAAGAGGUGAUCUGCGGGCUGUGCGGCACCAUCUGUCGGCACCCAUAGCCACCCCGCCGGCACAAGAUCACCCCCAUCUCUACCGCGUACUGCCGGAUGAAGGAGGAGCUGUCUGUGCUGCUGACCGACGUCCACCAGUACAAGAGGAACCUGGACGAACACUUCAGCAAGCUCAUCAACAACAAAAGCCGCAUCGCAAAUGAGGCGGAUGUCUUCAAGUGGGUGAUCCGGAAGGAGUUCCAGGAGCUGCACAGGUACAUCGACGAGGAGAAGGCCACCUUCCUGGAGAGCAUCGAGGGGAAGGCAGCCCAGCUCAUCACCUCCAUUGAGUCCCAGGUCAAGCAGACGUCAGACGCCCUGCAGAGGCUUAAGGAGAUGCAGAGCUCUCUGGAGGCACUCGGCAACGAAAGCCAGCUUGAUUUCAUCCGGAAAUACGGCUCCUGCCAGUUCAGGUCGGAGCUCCCCAGCCUGCACCCCGGUGAUGGCAUCUUUAGCCCCGUGUCCUUCAAGCCGUGUUUCCACCAAGACGACAUCAAGAUGACCGUGUGGAAGCGCCUGCACCGCCGCGUCCUGCCAGGUACUGACCUGCCCCGCUGGCAGCGCGCCGGGUGCCCUGGCUCACUGGCGCCCUGCUCUGGCGUAACGCUCCAGCUGCGUGAAGUUCAGCAGUGCCAGCUCGUCCGGCGGUGCCAGUCCCCGGGGUCGCCCGGAGCCGGCCCCUGCCUGCUGCGUGCCUGGAGCCUGCGUGCUUUCCUUCUAGCCCCAGAGACGCUGAAGCUGGACCCAGUGACAGCGCAUCCCCUCCUGGAGCUCUUCAAGGGCGACACGGUGGUGCAGUGCGGGCUCUACCAGCGCCGGGACAGCAACCCCAAGCGUUUCAACUCCAGCAACUGCAUCCUCACCUGCAAGGGCUUCUCCUGCGGCCAGCACUACUGGGAGGUGAUCGUGGGCACCAGGAACCACUGGCGCGUGGGCAUCAUCAAGGGCACAGUCAGCCGCAAAGGGAAGCUCAGCAAGUCUCCCGAGAACGGCGUGUGGCUCAUCGGCCUGAAGGAAGGGAAGGUCUAUGAGGCCUUCAGCACCCCGCGGGCCAGCCUGCCGCUGACCGCCCGGCCCCAGCGCAUCGGCAUCUACCUGCACUAUGAGAAGGGCGAGCUGACCUUCUACAACGCCGACAACCCUGACGAGCUCAGCCCCAUCUACACCUUCCAGGCGGAGUUCCAGGGCCAGCUCUACCCCAUCGUGGACCUGUGCUGGCCGGAGCGAGGGCCCUACUCCCCCCCCAUCAUCCUGCCUGUGCCCGCCGCGAGCCAGCACCCCCGGGUACCGCGCUACGUCCGAGUCAACACCCUGAAGACUUGCGUGGACGAUGCGAUUGACUUCUUCAAGCGCCAGGGCUACUCCUACCUGGGCAAGGCAGCCAGCGUGGAGGAACUGAGGGCCCUCUCCGGGAAGAAAUUCUUGCUGGAUCUGCAUCUCCCGGAGCUGCUGGUUUUCCCUCCGCAGACGGACUUCCACGACAACCUGCUGUAUACUUCAGGACACAUAAUUCUGCAGGACAAGCAUGUUCGUGCAGUCUUGCCCUGA
Messenger RNA from Pygoscelis adeliae (Adelie penguin), 1902 nucleotides. It is a transcript of the gene TRIM50, whose product is annotated as tripartite motif containing 50. Gene Ontology annotation, molecular function: protein binding; zinc ion binding. The record is from RefSeq and is a predicted model, not a curated record. NCBI's taxonomy places the organism in Eukaryota, Metazoa, Chordata, Aves, Sphenisciformes, Spheniscidae.